AUGGCAGAAAAAGAGAAGAGAAGAAGCGUCAAGCAGGGGAUGAUGACGUGGAGGUUGUUACAGAUUGAAGGAGGGAAAAGCCGUUCACUGGAUUGUAUAAAUAGGAACGGACUUACGGGACAGGUGGCGAAGGAUACGGGACAGGAACUGGAGCCUUGGGAGCAGGCGCAGGUGGAAGGCACCACGGCCAACAGCAACUCCAUGAGGAAAGUGGUGGUGGGAGGGGCUUGGGAGGAAUGCUUCCACCGCUCUGGAUCCGGAUCUAGCUCUAGCUCGGAGGAUGAUGGGCAGGUGGGAGGAGGAAGAAGAAGGGAAAUAACUGAUAAGAUUAAGGAAAAGUUGCCAGGCCAUCAUGAUCAGUCUUCUGGUCAAUCUCAAGGGAUGGGAAUGGAACUACCACUGGUGUUAUGA
Brassica napus (rape) is the source of this 411-nucleotide messenger RNA. RefSeq names its product dehydrin Xero 1-like. The record is from RefSeq and is a predicted model, not a curated record. The transcript has 3 exons. The coding region runs from base 1 to 411 and encodes 136 amino acids. Lineage: Eukaryota; Viridiplantae; Streptophyta; Magnoliopsida; Brassicales; Brassicaceae. Gene Ontology annotation, biological process: response to water.